AUGGAAGUAGGGAUUAAAAUUUAUAGAUUUAUAGGAAUACUUGCCAUAAACUUAUUUAUCUGUUUUCUAGGCUGAAAACUUAGAGAAAAUAUUUCAAAAGAAUGAAAAUUGUGGUAGUAGUUAUACUUUAUUAAGGAUAGAGGCAAUUUGUUAAAUUACUAAUCCUAAUUUAACUAUUUUGAUUAAAAGGUAAUUUGAAUCUGAAUUUGAAUCAUGA
Paramecium sonneborni is the source of this 217-nucleotide messenger RNA. The record is from the annotation of a GenBank genome assembly. Lineage: Eukaryota; Ciliophora; Oligohymenophorea; Peniculida; Parameciidae.